AUGGGUUUAGAUGGUGAAGCUAUGAAGAAGUGGGCAAAGGAAUCUUUGGCGAGACAGUAUCAGGCAGUCAGGACACACCUAUUGGGAAGCAUACCUCCAAAUCGCAUAAUCCUAUUUCACAGGGGUUCCAUAGAAUUACCCGAGGUCAAUGAUACAAGUUAUUUUACAAACAUUUUAGAAACCCAGAAAAAUGGCAGCGUUUUAGAUGAAUCUUUUGAAGCUUCCUUUGAACACGAAAUGAGCGACAAGGAGCUCCUGAAGUUUUCAUUCCUUCAGGCUUCGGUUCCCAAUAUACCGAGCUCUCUGCGUAGAGGUGGCAGCCCUAGCUCCCGGCCGAUAUCAGCAGGGAGGGAGAACAUGGAGAGUUACUUGACCAAAGGUAAGUCAGAGGUCACUGGUGACCACAUUCCCACUCCACAGGAUCCGCCUCAGUGGAAAACGUUGCUUGUUGCUGGCAAACAGGCUGAUCAAAAAAGGUGGACUGCAUGA
This is a messenger RNA of Sorex araneus (European shrew), 489 nucleotides long. Its product is annotated as cAMP-regulated phosphoprotein 19-like. Lineage: Eukaryota; Metazoa; Chordata; Mammalia; Eulipotyphla; Soricidae. The transcript is spliced from 5 exons. Bases 1 to 489 code for a protein of 162 amino acids. The record is from RefSeq and is a predicted model, not a curated record.